AUGGCUGCCAACAAUAUCCCAUCCCCCUUCGUCACGCUCGUUUCGUCUGAUGGCUUUGAGUUCCAUGUUCGCCGUUCCGCUGCGUGUGUCUCUGGCACGAUCCGACGCAUGUUGGACACACAGAGCAACUUCAGCGAAGCUCAGACGGGCGUGUGCCACCUCGAAAACAUCAGCGGUAUCGUUCUGGAAAAGGUCGUGGAAUACUUUUACUACAACGAAAAAUUCCGAAACAGCGAAGGCGUCCCUGACAUGGACAUACCGUCUGAAUUGUGCCUGGAGCUUCUCAUGGCCGCAGACUUCCUCCUGACAUGA
Exophiala spinifera is the source of this 312-nucleotide messenger RNA. RefSeq lists its product as uncharacterized. The record is from RefSeq and is a predicted model, not a curated record. Gene Ontology annotation, biological process: ubiquitin-dependent protein catabolic process. Bases 1 to 312 code for a protein of 103 amino acids. The transcript has 2 exons. Gene Ontology annotation, cellular component: elongin complex. NCBI's taxonomy places the organism in Eukaryota, Fungi, Ascomycota, Eurotiomycetes, Chaetothyriales, Herpotrichiellaceae. Gene Ontology annotation, molecular function: protein-macromolecule adaptor activity.